UCUAGCACGAGCCAACCCGCCUAAUUAGUCAAUACAUCAGGUGAACGCUAACAUGGAAGAGUCUUUCCCUCUCAGUUUAAAGUUGUUUUAAACACUCCGCCAUGGCUAAACAGUAUGACAUCCUAUUCCGAAUUCUCUUGCUCGGAGAUUCAGAUGUAGGAAAGACUUGUAUGCUGCGUCGCUUCACGGACAAAGAGUUCGACUACGGACAUGUCUCCACCAUCGGUGUCGAUUUUAAAAUGAAGACACUAGAUAUAGACGGCAUCAAGGUGCGAGUACAAAUAUGGGACACAGCCGGUCAGGAACGCUAUCAGACGAUUACCAAACAGUACUACAGACGCGCACAGGGUAUCAUCUUCGUUUAUGACAUCACAAAUGAGUCCUCCUUUCAGCACAUCGUAAAGUGGGCCAGCGACGUGGAUGAGUAUGCUCCAGACAAGGUGCAGAGGAUCCUAGUAGGGAACAAAUCAGACGAGGAGCCCAGGAGGCGAGUGACAAAGGAAGACGGAAGCAAACUCGCCGAAUGGUACGGAAUGGACUUCUUUGAGACCAGCGCAUCCACCAGCAACAACAUUGAUGAGUCUUUCACUCGCGUGACCGAACUGGUGCUGCAGGCUCACAAGAGAGACGUGGACAACCUUUUGGGAUCGCUGGAUGAUUAUUUAAACAAAGCCGGUCUGGAGGAAAGCAGUCAAGAUAAUAACAGCAUUCAGAGGGUCUGUGGCUGUUAACGAGAAUCUUUUUUUUAAAUCAACAUUUCCUCCGUUUUUACUUUCUUUGCUGCUCAUUUGAUGGGUUUCACUUGGUAGUGUAACGCAUUCACCACCACCACCACCAACACCUACCAACAGAGGGCAGUAGUGUUCCAUAUACUGGUUCACUGUCGCUAAUCCCCAUUAAGCUUAUUCAUUGCCCAUUAACUUAUAAUGUAUUGUUGGGGUGGAAAUAGAGUCAGAGGAAGAAGAUAAAUUAUUUAAACUGUGAAACUGGAGGUUUCACUUGUUUAUGAAUGGCGUUAAUGUGAUCCUACUUGCGUUUAUUAUAUUUCUGACUGCAGUACUUUUGUAUUUAACAUGUCAUUAAAUUACCCUUUUUUGCCCUGAAUGAUAUUUUAACUUGACUCAAAAAUAAAAUGUAUUACGGUGACUAAAAUAAAUGUGACGUUAAAAAAGUAAUGAACCAAUGGAGAGUGUGAUCAGGUUUCGUUGAGGUCUCGUUUUCAUCAACAUGUUGAAAUUUUCAUGACUGGUGCCGUGUUGUUGGAGACGGCUAAUUUUCUUUUACGCGCUUUUUUUUUUUAAAGAUGUGCAUUCAUGCAACUUUUUAGAAAAGAUGUAAACGCUCAACUAUGAAUUUCAAUGCAUGGAAAACCAAGUGGUUUGUACAGCAUAAACCAGGGGUGGGCAAACUACGGC
This is a messenger RNA of Doryrhamphus excisus (bluestripe pipefish), 1415 nucleotides long. RefSeq names its product ras-related protein Rab-15-like. Gene Ontology annotation, molecular function: GTP binding; GTPase activity. The record is from RefSeq and is a predicted model, not a curated record. Lineage: Eukaryota; Metazoa; Chordata; Actinopteri; Syngnathiformes; Syngnathidae.